UAUAUUAUAACGCAAAAAACAUUGUAAUAUCAACUUCUGAUAUUCAAAAUAUUUCUUGGGCAAAAAAUGCUAAAGCUGGAUAAUUUCAUGAUAUCUUCUACGCAAACCUGGAUAAUUUAUGAAAUCAAGUUCCUGUAAACUUAAGACUGUUACAUUGCAAUGCCUUUCCGCUAAGUGAAACAAUGCUGGUAAUUUAACAGCAUUAUCAGGUUUAGGAUACUUUUGAAACUUUGAGGACCAAAGAGGUUGUAGCAUUAUGUUUGUGAAAGCCAUCACUAAAAUUGGAAAGCUGACAAAAACGUAAUCUAACGAAAGGAAAGGUUCCCAGCUACCUAAAUGUUGAUGCCAAGCUUUUUCCAUGCUUUCAGGAAAAUUCUUGUGACAGCCUUAAAUCCGAGUAGGAGAUAAAAAAUGAAAAUUUGGUAAUCGUAACUGAUCUAAGAACUCGCAGAUUAUUGUAUUUUAAGUCCCAAAAGGUCUGAUGGCCAAAAACACUGAAUAACGUAUUCAAAAAAUUAUUUGUCGACCUUGUUGAUACUAACAACAGUAAAAGAAUGUUUUGAACCAUUUAAUCCACAAGAAGAAUAAUUUAGCUAUCAUAUUUAAAAACAAAACAAUUAGUAAACCAAAUUUUGACAAGGAAAGCUCCCGACGGGAGAGAUUGAGUUAGAAAAAAAAAGUCGUUUCUGAAAUCUCUAUUUCAGCUUGAGCUUAGUGGGACGUUUAUUGCUUAUUUGGAGACGAAUGAUAUAAACUGCGAAAAAAUGACCGAAAAAUUUAAUUUUACCGUUUGUGGUUUACAAUUUGCAUUCCGUUUCCAUUUUAAAAAUCGACAAGAGAAGCGGGUGAUUUUACAAAGGUCUGAGUAAAACAUGACCUCAGUCUUUCCCAUCUUGAAAUUGUGGCAUGUUUUUAUAAAUGCUAUCGUGGAAUAUGUUUAAUUAACUCAGAGGUUCUUUUUUUCAUGUCUCAGCAACUAUGGAGGUUUUACUUAAAUCCCGCCUCUUCCUGUUUUGAUGGAUUUGUAUAGGAAUUGAAAAUAGGAAAAUAUUCCCCUCUAUAUCUCUUGAAUUUGGCUCGUGAUUUAGAUGUUUUUCUGAAACUUCUGAUCAAAAUUGGAUAAAAGGAAUCUCACCCAACCAUCUAUUGAUUGUAGCGUCCCAUUAUUGUUUUCGCUUUUCUUCACUGUUUUCCUUUCUUUCUAAGUUCAUGAAGUGUCCUCAGCCGCCGAGCCAAACAAACUACUUGUCAAUUAAAUUUUACAAUAGAUAUUUCAUCCUUUUUCUCAACCUGUCGCUGUAUUUUUAUCGUGUUCGUGUUAUUUUAGUAUUUUUCUUCGUUCUUGGUGAUUUUACGUGAAAAUUGGACAAAGCAUAUUAAUAAUAAAUAACAUUUGUGGGCGUCUACCUCAUAAAAAAGCGACAAUUUAAAGGCCUCUCAAUAAGCGUCCUACGGACUAACUCAGUGGGAACGACAGCGCACCGUUAGAAAGAAGAUUUUUGCUUGAAAUUAUCUCGUCGUAUAAAAAACGGUCUUAUAUUAUUAACUCGCCAUCAUAUUUGGAUGACAUAUAAUUUAUUACUUGACGACAAUUUAAAUACGUUAAGACGAAUAAAUCACGUAUUUUCCAAAAUACGUAGAGCAGUGUCAAUAAUGAUAAAUGCAAGUAGGUUAUUUUGCUUAAUGGACUAGACACGGGAAAACUUUCUUAGAAACUCCUGUCAGUGCUUUGUGGUGAGAGAAGAAGUGGGAUAUCGUUUAAUUGCGUUGGACUGGGAGAAAUAAGUCACAGGGUGAUAUGUGCGGUUAUUCUCGGCUAUUCUACCACCUGUCUGUCUAAAUUAUCCUCUGAAAUAUAACAACGCGACUAAUUUAAAUUUAUGACUUCCUUUGACAUGCAAAUUCAGGUUUAAUGGGCAGAAUAACAGGUAUGGUGCACUGAAUACCAUAUCUGAUUGGUUUUUUCUACUUCAUCCAAGCAGAUCUGAGAUAGAAUUAAUUAGAGGCCGACAUGGAGAAAUAUAUAUAUAUAUAUAAGAAAAAGUUUCAAGGUUUUGGUUCAAAUGAUCUCUCUGGCCUUUAUUUAUGACAACGUUCUAGCAAAGUUCCGUAACUUUUGAGGUGACGCUGUUUGGCUUGGCAAUCUCCGUGUGGUGUUUUGGUUAAGGUUCGUUGUUUGCUGGGGCAGACGCAAAAAGAAAAAUGUCGAACUUAUACAACGAGAACGACUCCUCUGCGGAGGAGACGGGGGAUGUUAAGAUUCUCAUCAAAGGUGGUGACAAGCUCAGCCCGGGAACUAACAAUGUGUAUGCGUUUUGCAAUCACUGCAAGAAGGACAUUUCUGUCGUGUACAUCAAGUCGGAGACGAACGGUAAAGAAUUAGCCGUGACGGAAACGUUGAAGACAAAUUGGCCAGCUGUAUUUGAGGGGGGAUUUCCUGAGAACGACUACGAGAAAUGCAAGAAGAACAACGAUUAUGAAAGCUGCAGGAAGCUGUUGGAUGAAAAGAAGAAGUCUGAUAAGAUUCACGAAUUGUGGGUUUCCUUUCUAGACUCGUGCACGUUGCAUGGGUUUCACUUUUGCUUCUCAGGUAACCCACCUGUGCGCCGUGUAAUAUGGACUUUAUUACUACUCGGGGCAUUCGCGUUAUUCUUCGAGAAGUGUACAGUGAGUAUUAAAAAUUACUUUCAGUUCCCUUUUACCACCACCACGCUUAUUGUCUACGAGAACAGUUUGGUGUUCCCUGCGGUAACUCUUUGCAAUUACAAUGAUGCUCGCUUCUCCAAAAUGAAUGGAACUCGUUUUCACGAGUUAUAUUUCAGAAAAGAGAUUAAGAGAGAAAACGUCAGUCACCUCAUGGAGGAAAUCUCAGGAGAAGAAAUGACAAACACACUGUCAAAUGCCGCCCAUCGACUUGACGAAAUGAUUCAGGAAUGUGAAUGGCAAAAAGAUUCAAAAUGUGACCAUAAAAACUUUACCGAGUUUAAGAACGCUGAUGGAGAUGUUUGUUUUACGUUUAACUCCGGUAAAAAUAGCUCGGCCCUUUUGACGAGCAGAACGGGUGAAGACAAAGGCUUACGUCUUCUCAUCGAUGUUCAGCAUUAUGAUUAUUAUUUUGCUGUUGAAAGUGCAGGCUUCAAGGUUAUUUUGCACGACCAAGAUGAAACUCCAGUUAAAAUGCAGGGCUUAGCCGUAUCUCCUGGGUUUACGACAUACAUGGAACUAAAGAAGAAAAAGAUCACGAACUUGCCUUCACCUUACCGAACCAAGUGCGGGAUGCCAAAGCUACGCUUCUUUGACAAAUACAGCAAAUCCAAAUGUUUCUUGGACAAACUUACCCGCUAUGUUGUCGAAAUUUGCAAGUGCCGUGAUUGGUUCAUGCCUGGAGCUGAUGAAGGAAUUCCUGUCUGCGAUCUCGUUACGAGCGAAAAGUGCAUGUGGCCGGCUUGGGUGCAUUUCGAAGACAAGAAGUUGGAUAGGUGUCCUGUGGCAUGUGAGAGCGUGGAGUUUUCAGCUCAGUUGUCGUACUCUCGCUAUCCAGCCAAUGCUUAUGCUGAUUUGCUUCUGUCCAAGCGGAAAAAUUUGACGGGAACACCCGAAGAAAACAGGCGAUUCCUCAGAGAUAACCUUUUGGAGUUGAGGAUUUAUUUCGAAUCUCUAACUUACUCUGAUGUGAAACAGGUUCCCAGUUACGAUCUGUACAAUUUGUUAGGUGACGUGGGAGGUCAAAUUGGUCUCUUUCUCGGCGCCAGUCUCCUGACAUUGGUCGAAUAUUUGGAUCUUCUGGCAAUGGUGCUAUUUACCAAAUACAAGUACCACAAUAAGUGACAAGCACAUAUACAGGGACUUUGUUAGUUUUGGAAAAAUUAACGACUGACAUAAUAUUCAGUAUGAUUCAAUUUAUGGGAAAUUGCUAUAACUAUUCAUAUCUCAACAUAUAAUCGAUGAUAUUAUUGUAUUAAAAAAGAAACUGAUAAUGAUAAAUGAUAUUUUUUAGAAGAGAUUUCAACUACGAAUCCAGACAAAAAAUGUGAUGUUUUGGUUUGGUAUUUGAAAUCUUCCCCUUAAAAAAAUGUGAAGAAGCUGAAUUCAAUCAUGGCAAUUCUAAAGAUGAACGUGGACAACUUUUAAAAUUCCUGUAGAAUCAAGACAGUUACAUUGCCGUGCUGCCUCGUUAAGGGUGGCAAUGCAGGAUAUUUAACAGCAUUAUCUGGUUCCACGAUGCCGGUGAAACUUGCACGACCGAAUAUAUUAUAGCAUCAUCUUCAUGAAAGCCAUCUUUGCAAUUGGAAAACUAAUCAAAAUUUGAUAAAAAAAAUCAAAAGACUUUGGACCUUUUUUUCCGUAACUAUCUCAUUGCCAUUGAUGUAAAGCUUUUUUCUUUUUAACAAAGUUCUCGCGGCAACUCUAAAUUUGGGUGCAUUUGGGAGUGGACGAAAAUGACGAUAAGUAUUUCUCAACUGAUCUGUUUAUUCACAUUAUUAUUGUAUUGUAAAAACGCGGGUUUAUACAUUUAAGAAAUUCUCUGUCGUUGGCACUUAUAGCAACAGAAAAAUGUUUUGAACUAUUUAAUCCGUAAGAAUAAUUGUAUAGCUAUCAUAUUUGAUAAUAACAACUAUGAUACGAAAUUGUGACCAAAAAAGGCUCUUAACGGUAGGAUCGUACACGUAAGAAAAAUUCUUUCUGUAAUAUCUAUUUUAGCUUGAAACUCAGGGAGACCACUGUUGGUUAGUUGGAGAACGUAGAGUAAUCCUGACCGCUUUGGCCUUGCUUUACUUCGCUCUGUGAUUGGUCUAAAGAACUGGCGUUACCCUCUCAACCAAUCAGACGCCAAGGAUAUUCUUGUGCAGCAUUUCUUUCAGCACAUCAUAAUAUUCGCCGUAUAAUAAUAAAUGUAGUGAAUGGAGAGAAAAGAAAGGAGAUUUUUUUGUUACUGCUGUAUAGAUUUAAAGGAAGGCUGGAUCUAUUCUGCAGACAGUCAAUCUGAAAAUCAUACCUAUAAUAAGUUUCUUAUGCGCAGUGACAUAAUUUGACAUAAGUGCUUGACUCAAACUCCAUAUUCAAAACUGUGAUGAAGAUGGGUAUUUUGUGGUUAAUGAUUAAUUCUCCUCAUUGCAAGUUCGCCCCCUAACGUAAGACAAGCUCACCCCCUACAUUAAAAGGUUGAUUGGAGGCGAACCUGUAAUGGGGUGAAUUUAUCGGUUACCAUAUUUUGAUCUUGUCAGAUGAUGGUGAAUCAAACUGUUUUGUGCUUUUUUAGGUCUCUUCCUUUGAGUUGAGGUUAGUAUUUUUUUUUUUUUUCAAGCAAAACGUCAAGAUUCUCACUAAAGAUUGUUAAGAUUACUUGUUAUCUGAUGGUCAAUUUUGUCACUGAGCACACGAUACUGAUAUAUGGUUUGAAAUAAAUCGGAAAUGCUGUUAUAAAAAGA
Messenger RNA from Pocillopora verrucosa, 5429 nucleotides. RefSeq names its product acid-sensing ion channel 1C. Gene Ontology annotation, molecular function: ligand-gated sodium channel activity. The record is from RefSeq and is a predicted model, not a curated record. Gene Ontology annotation, biological process: sodium ion transmembrane transport. Gene Ontology annotation, cellular component: plasma membrane. NCBI's taxonomy places the organism in Eukaryota, Metazoa, Cnidaria, Anthozoa, Scleractinia, Pocilloporidae.